This is a messenger RNA of Penicilliopsis zonata CBS 506.65, 2707 nucleotides long. RefSeq lists its product as hypothetical. Gene Ontology annotation, molecular function: protein binding. Lineage: Eukaryota; Fungi; Ascomycota; Eurotiomycetes; Eurotiales; Aspergillaceae. Bases 150 to 2621 code for a protein of 823 amino acids. The record is from RefSeq and is a predicted model, not a curated record. The transcript has a single exon.
CUUUGCAGAGCAGCAGCAGCAGCACAGCGCCGACACGCCCUUUUCCGGCCGUGUGGCAGCGAUUAUCUCCCUGCGAGCCCGCUGUUUCUACUUGUUUACUUGUGGACAGAUAUGCACUGCUGACCUGAUGCCACCAUGCCCAUCAUCUCAUGCCUCCUCUUCAUCGGUCCCGAAGCGUGUGCAGUCUGCCCUUCAGCUUCGCCCAGCGCCUAGAGCCUGGCAAACCUGCGCAAUCCGGAUCGAUGCAUACUCUGGAACGCCUGCCUUUCCAUGCGUCCAUUCGACGGCUCAGUUCCCGACGUGCCCGCCCGACCGUCACGUCGCUCGCGGAGGUGUUUGUCAAUUCCCUGGUAAUGGCGAGUUUCUGCCCCGAACAUUCUCCCCGCGAACGCCGGAUGUCGAGCUUCGCCAUGGGCCCUGUGUCAGAUGAUACGGCGAUAUGGCGGAGAAGAAGGGUUGCGGGCAAUAGGCGAGUGCAUUUAGACCAACAUCUGACCCAUGCUCGCUCCCCAUCGGGCUAUGCGGGAGCUCAGCCUUCCAGAGUUCGAAAAAUGUUCCUCAGCGGGCAAUCGCAAGCGAUCAAGGAACGAGAUCGAGAACAUGACAUUUAUGGCUUCGUGGAAAGGGUAUCAUAUGAGCCCCGGGGCCAGAUAUUCGACGAGGACAUCGACACCAGUCCCUGGCCGGCGGUGCACAGGCCGAACCGAGAGACAAUAUCGGAGACGCUACACCGGACUAAUUACGAUAUAUUGGAUGCUAGCGAAACGGAAAAAGAAGCCCCAAUCGACGUCCUUUCACCUGACCCCCUCAAGGACGCUGGACUGAAGAAAGAACAACACAAACGGUCAUAUGCAGGAAAGGUCAGACCAGAAAAGGAGAGACUAAGGGAUGCUUCAGAAUUGCUGGGUUACACUUUGGGCCCCAUGUCUAUUCCAUGGAAAAGUGCAGUCAAGAGCCUGAAAGAUGAUCCAGAGAGUUCGCCCAGGCCCAAAGUGCGCUUUCGGUCGGCCAACCCUUCAGUACGAGAUGCAGUGGAACUUCCUACGGUGCAAACAUUACUAGAUGUAUUAUGGGACGAAAAAGUCUCAAACCAGUACAUCUUCAGACUAUACAGACAGCUUCCCCCCCCGGGAGUGACAAAACUUUCCAAGCGCUCGCUUGGUGCACUACUUCGACGCUUUGCAAACCCGCCACAGCACCGUCGGGUCGAUGCCCGCCGCUUACACGCCCUACUUGAAGACAUGGUCACUACCGGACUUCCGGUUUCUCGUUCACUCUGGACAUCUGCGAUUUACAUGUCCGGGCGUGUCGGUGGGAAGGUCACCAAGACUGACUUACGAACGGCCAUCGGUAUUUGGAACCAAAUGGAACGCCUGGCUGGGGUGGAAUCUGACGACGUGGUCUUUAAUAUCUUAUUCAACAUCGCCGUCAAGGCUGGCCAAUACACUGUUGCGGACCGUAUACUGGAAGAGAUGCGGGAUCGGGGUCUUGAAUUUUCGAGAGCCGGGAAGGUGUCUCUCAUUUUCUACUACGGUGUUUUGGGAGAUCUUGAUGGCAUCAGCCGGGCGUUCGACGAAUUCAUCGAGUCCGGAGAGAUAGUGACCACACCAGUUAUGAACUGCCUCAUCACUUCCUUCCUCAAAGCAGGCGAUACCCAGUCGGCUGAAGAGCUCUACGCUCGCAUGAUGGACACACAUAAGACUGUUCAAUCUCCGCCUGGAACUGGAGGCCAUCUCGGCAUGCACCUCCCCAGCCUGUCAUCGAACAUGGCCGUGUACCGAAAACGGGCCCGGAAAAUGCACCGUUCGUUGAAGUUGUUGGCUGGUUUGCAGGCAGAGUUUCCAGAAAAACACCGCGCCCUUCAAGAAAGUUUGAUGACCGGCCCGGAUACACGAACCUUCCACAUCUUCCUCUCACACCACGCGCACACGUCCGGUAAUAUCUACAAAUUUAUGGCGAUUCUCGAAGACAUGGAGAAAGUCUUUUCGGCACCGCCUCGGGCGUUGGUAUAUUUGUUUCUUUUUGAAGGGUUCGUUCGACAUGGGAACAAGCGGAAGAAACAAUGGUCUGCAGACCUCCUCAACGAUGUUUGGAAGUCAUACCUUCGUGCUUUGCGUGACUCGAAGAGGCGGCAGCUCGACCCAUCCCGGCCGGGGGAAUUAAUAUGGGAAAAUCCGCUUGCAAGAUACCGUGCGGAGACUGGCCCCGAUGCUUUCUACAUCCCGUUACCUUCCAGCGCAGCUCAGGGAGAUAACAACUCGGACCACACUCUUGGGGACACGGAUCCCAAAAAAUCUGCCAAUGAUGAGAUCCCCGACAAUCUCGUAGAUGCAGAUGAAUCUUUUCAGCUGGACGAGAUGUUCAACUUGAAGACUCCAUCGUCCUUAUCGCUUGACUGUGACUCCAAGGAGAUCGAACUGCAGGAAAACGGAGUCUUCCUCGGCCGUCGAAUGAUCGUCACCAUUCUCCGUGCCUUUGGUGCCUGCAGCGGUCCCUCAGAGGUUAUGGAGGCCUGGCUGAGAAUCGAGAAGAUCUGGCAGCCGGAAUGGCGACGAGCGAACGAUGUCCUGGUUGUGCGGGAAGAGCUGGAGAGACAGAUGUCAAGGGCUAGCAGAAAAUAAUAACUGCAUACCUGUAUAUUAUAAUUGAUAUAGAAGUUACAUAUACCACAAAUAGACUCAGUUUGAGAAUAUCAUGUAUUCUACCC